AUGAGCUUCACCCCCGGACAAGAGCAGUACCGACCUGCCUUUGACAAUAAGCCUACUCCGAAGAUCAGUUCGGGGCUGCCUUUCGAAGAAGCAUGCGCUAAACAUGUCGAACACACUUUCAAGGCUACGCGGGUCUUUAUCUUGGCUUCAAGAUCUUUAUCGAAGCAGACCGACUCGCUGGAAAGGCUGAAAGGUGCUUUGGACGCCCGUGUGGCCGGCUGCCGUAUCGGUAUAAGCCCGCAUACACCAAUCUCCGAAGUUGUUGAGGUCAUCGACGAGGUUAGAGAUCUUAAUAUCGACUGCCUCGUCACCCUUGGGGCAGGCAGUAUUACCGACGCUGCCAAAUUGCUCCGGUUUUCGAUUGCCAACUCGGCUUGGGAUGAGAAGGCAAUAAGCACCUUAUGGGGUGGUCACUCGUACAACCCCACCCGUCGUGAACACAUCAUCAAACCAAAAAUCCCAAUGAUUUGCAUACCGACUUCUCUUUCUGGGGGAGAAUACCAAGCCAUUGCAGGCGCAACGGAGACCUUGACCACACGAGCGAAAAGGACAUUUGAGCCGGGCGUCGAUCCAGAACUGGUCAUUCUUGACCCCGAACUGGCCAAAACCACUCCCCAAUGGGUGUGGCUGAGCACUGGAGUUAGAUCAAUUGACCACUGCGUUGAGACAGUAUGUAGCCUGCAGAGCACACCAGAAGGAGAUGCAGCAGCCAGCCGCGGACUGGGAAUGCUGGUUCCUGGACUUCUAAGAUCCAAAGCGAAUCCGGAUGACACGGAGGGCCGGUAUCUCUGCCAGCUUGGAGUGAUUCAGGCCAUGCAAGCAGUUUCUACAGGGACGCCAUUGGGUGCAAGCCAUGCAAUCGGACACCAAUUGGGACCUCUGGGAGUUGGACACGGCGAGACAAGCUGUAUUCUACUACCUGCGGUGUGCAAGUUCAACGCCGCAAAAGGAGCCAACAAUGACAGGCAAGCGAUGGUUCGGGAGCUGUUGUUGAGAUUAGCACCUGUCCAGGACGCGAUCAAAGCGAGGGAUCGGGUUGCGACAGACUUGGAUCUGGGUGACAUCCUUGACAUUGUGAUUCGAGAACUUGACAUGCCGCGAUCCCUACGUGCCGUCAACAUUGGCAGAGACAAAUUCGAUCUGCUCGCAGUAAACAGCUUGCAUGAUCUGUGGAUCAAGACAAAUGCCUUUCCAAUCACGGAAAAGGAUCAAGUGUUGGAAAUUCUCAACAUGGUUGCAGAGUGA
Molecule: messenger RNA, 1245 nt
Organism: Fonsecaea multimorphosa CBS 102226
Lineage: Eukaryota; Fungi; Ascomycota; Eurotiomycetes; Chaetothyriales; Herpotrichiellaceae
Exons: 1
Coding region: 1-1245 (414 amino acids)
Cellular component (GO): mitochondrion
Molecular function (GO): metal ion binding; alcohol dehydrogenase (NAD+) activity
Source: RefSeq, a predicted model, not a curated record